AUGAAUUCAGUGUUUGAGGCAAUAGGUUUUUUACUCGGCUUUUUGAGCUGGGUGAUGGUUGGGGUUGCGGUUCCGAAUCGGUACUGGAAGGUCUCAACAGUGAAUGGUAACGUUAUCACUACAUCAACCAUCUAUGAGAAUUUGUGGAUGUCUUGUGCAACCGAUUCCACCGGUGUUCACAACUGCCGAGAAUUUCCAUCUUUACUCGCCUUGUCCGGUUAUGUCCAGGCGUCGCGUGCGCUCAUGAUCGCGUCUAUUGUGCUGGGAACCUUCGGGCUCAUCGCGACACUGGUGGGCAUGCAGUGCUCCAAAGUAGGAGGGGAGAACUACGUCCUGAAGGGACGGAUAGCUGCACUUGGAGGCGUCUUCUUUAUUUUGCAGGGUCUAUGUACCAUGAUUGCUGUGUCAUGGUAUGCCUCCAAUAUCACUCGGGAGUUUUUUGACCCCCUUUACCCUGGAACUAAGUUUGAGAUAGGAGAGGGGCUGUAUAUCGGCUGGUGUUCAGCCACACUGGCCUUGCUAGGAGGAUGCUGCUUGCUGUGUGCCUGUGGAAUGACUAAUAUGCAGAAAACACGUCCCUGCACUUACCACGCCCCCACCAAAGACAGAGCACACAUACAAUCUUCUGUGUCCCAAACUUCCUGUAGUCAAUACGGACGCAAUGCGUACGUGUGAAUCAGCAAGUUCAUUAUUAUAAACAAUACAAUGCAAUAAACCCUUGUUAUGUUAUAGAGUUGUCAGUCAAACCAACACUCUCAAGGUAAUAAUGAUGAAGAUGAAGAUCUGGUGUAAACCAGCAGCUGAGUGGACAGCUGAACUGGUCACUAAAAGCAUAAGCACCUGUAGUGCUCCUGUGAAACCAGCUGUAGUAGAAUCUAGCUACAUGGUAGAGCAGGCUGUAGGUACAUAGAGCAAGAUGCUAGGAACACCAAGAUCAUGGAUUGAUUCCCAGGAAGCACUCAUAUUGAGCCAUUGAUAAAUAUGUAAGUAAGUGGCUCUCAAUAAGAGUGUUGGCUGUAAAUAUAGUGAUCCAGUACCUAAAUGCAACCAGCUGCACUACACCUGUGCAUUAAUAUAACCAGCUGCAUUAUGCCUGUGCAUUAAUAAAACCAGCUCUAGUACACCUGUGUCCAAAUGUAACCAGCUGUAGUGUUCCUGUCAUUAGUGAUCCAAUGGGGCCCAUGAAGGACUUCCUUCACAUCAACAACUGCACAUUUGUUAUAUUGCAGAACAGCAACACACUUUUUUUGAAGGAUAAGAUUUUGCUGUUUGCAAAUAUAAGAACAUUGAGUUAAUAAGAUUACUAUUUGAACAAUUAGUUUAUUAGGAUCAUAACUUUAAGGGAAUUUUUCAAAUCUACAAAUAUUUAAAUUCUGAUCUCAAAUUCCAGCAUUUAGGUAUAUAUACUUAAAUAUUCAUUACAUCUUAAUUAAAUUGUCUCAAAAUGUAUUUUAUUAUUAUUUUUUUAUUUUUAGUUUUCAUAUUUUUAAGUUAAAUUUAACAUUUGGUCUAAACAUGUCUAUAGCAACAUUUAAGUAACAUGAUAAUGUAAUAAUAUAGUUCAAUCAAAGGUUUAAUCACUUCAGCAUUAUUAUUUAAACAUACACUAAAGCAUAAUGUUCUAGUAAAAACUUGUUAAAAGAAUGAAAUGUUACUUAAUAUUACAAGAAACUGAAGACAAUAAAGAGGGUGAGAGUCAUUUAUACUGUGGACAUUAGUAUUACAUCUGGGAAGUAGUUACA
Electrophorus electricus (electric eel) is the source of this 1742-nucleotide messenger RNA. Its product is annotated as claudin-15-like. Gene Ontology annotation, molecular function: structural molecule activity. Lineage: Eukaryota; Metazoa; Chordata; Actinopteri; Gymnotiformes; Gymnotidae. Gene Ontology annotation, cellular component: membrane; bicellular tight junction. The record is from RefSeq and is a predicted model, not a curated record.